Molecule: messenger RNA, 5083 nt
Organism: Ogataea polymorpha
Lineage: Eukaryota; Fungi; Ascomycota; Pichiomycetes; Pichiales; Pichiaceae
Exons: 1
Coding region: 1-1008 (335 amino acids)
Biological process (GO): late endosome to vacuole transport via multivesicular body sorting pathway
Cellular component (GO): multivesicular body
Source: RefSeq, a predicted model, not a curated record
AUGUCAGUUCCGGAAGGGUUGAAAAUAAUUGAGCCGUUCGUGAAGCGUGCGGGCGAGCUCACAGGCGUGCAGCCCAGCAUCGCGUACCUUUGCAAGCUAUACGCGGCAGAACUGAUUCUGGAUAACCAAUUGCACCAGAAAUCAAAGGAGAUAGAACAGUACGCUUUGCAGCUGCUGGACGACAUCGAGCAGGAAAAGGUGGCGAUCAAGGAGUCGUCAUCGAAGUCAUUUGAAAUAAUCAAUGAUCCGGCAUCCAGCUUCAAGCUUAUAUGGGGGUUUGCCACUGCAAUUUUCGACCGCUCUUUUAAAGAAGUUGCCAACCAUACGGCCUCCAAGAAAACCGUAGAGAACUUCAAAGCAGCGCUGGACUUCUACCAAGUUCUCAACCUGUGGCCAGAACAACUCAAGGACAAACAGCAGGAGCUCGAAAAGUACCAGAAAUACGCCAAAUUCCACGCAGCACGGAUCCUCAAGGCUAUCAAGAACGGAGAAGACCCCAACGACUACGCGACGCCCGAGGAGGAACGAGAAGUUGCCAGCUGGGAAGAAACCGGCGAAAAGAAGCCGGAGACGCCGUCUCUGGCACUUCCCAACCCUCCAUCGGAGAUCAACUCGCCCGAAAAACCGCCAACAGACACACCCGUUGAAUCGUCCCCUCCAGCUCUGCCGUCGGCUCCAGACUCGCUGGAUGACUCACUCAAUUUGCCGGCCGCGCCAGCAAUCAUUAAGGAAGAGCCCAACAAGCUCGGCCUCCCCAAGACACCUGCAAAAGUGCCCGAUCUGCCUGCUCCAAAGCCAGAAGCCAAGUUAGAGCCCCAGUCUCAGCCAAAGGCCCCAGCGAAACCUGUCCUGUCCAAGCAAGAUAUCCAGCAAAUGAUGCAGACGGACGAGAUCAUCGCCCAGGCACAGAAACGUGCCAGAUUCGCCAUCUCGGCGCUCAAUUACGAAGACAUCGAGACCGCCAUCAAGGAGCUCCAGCUCGCUCUCGAGUUACUCAAGGGAAAUUAGAAUCACGUAUAUGUAUUCACUGUUCGCUGGCGUCCUGGAACUCGUCUGGAGACUCGAACGUUUCGGACGCCUCGUCAUGCACAGAACCGUUAAUAAACUUCUCGUCGACUUUAUCCUCCUUCUCUGCCUCUUCUUCCUCCUCCUUAUCCUCGAUCAACGGAUUAGGCGACAUCGCACUGGCCUCCUGCUCUGCCAACGGGUUGCUGAGGGCCUGGCUCGCCAGAUCCAGCCGCGAACGGCUGGUUUUGAAAGACUCGGACCGCGAAACCGAGUCAAAGUCGAGCGAUGUGAUGGAAGACGUACGAGAGCUCUGUUGCAACCGUUUCUUCAUCUUGUCGCUCAACUUGAGCUCAGACCCGUUUCCUGAGUUUAUAUUCACUGCCGAGGAGGAGCUCGAUGCCGGCGGACUGGAAUCGUCGACAGACUGCUGUGUCAGCUUCAUCAGCAGAUCGUGGGUCUUCGACCGCAGAUCAUCCUCGUCGUCCUGGUCAGACGCUUUCGACGGUGACUCCAGAGCAGAAGCAGAGAGCGCUGUGUGCUUCUUGGCCCAUUGCUUGAUUUUUGCAGACGUAGGCUCCGAGCGCAACGGACCUGUCUGUCGCAGCUGCUGGAGGAACUUGUCCAUGUCGGAGUUGAUCUUCGGCGCCUCCUGCUGCCUCUCCUUCUCCUUCUUGCUUUCCUCAAACCGUUUCAUGCUCAUCUCGUAUUUCUUGUUGCGCUCCUCGAGCUCCUUGUUUUCCUUCGAGGCACGCUCGAAGUUCUCGACAAACUCGCUGAAUUUCUUGAGGAACGAGUUGCGCACAAACUCGUCGCUGUUUGGAUCCUCGCCGAAAUAGCGCAUCAUGGAAUCAAAUUUCUCCAUCACAAGCUUUGAGCGGUCGCUCAGCAGCUCGGCCUUGGCGCGCGCGUUCGGCAGGCCGCGGAAAACAACGUGCAAAAACUUGUCCAUCGGGUGGAACUUCGACGGAUCGCUCAAGUUCCCGUCUUGCAACGAAGCGUCAAUAUUGCGGAUCGAUUGUGAAAACAUCUGACAGUCGUUCUUCAGUUGCUCCACGGAAAUGUUUGCUGCAUCGAUCGUGGGCUUCAAAUCGUCCACAAACGAGAUCAGCUCUGGGUAGUUUUCUCUGAUCACUUUUUCCACAUAGUGCAGGAACGAAAUUAGGUUUUUGUGGUCUUUUAGGAAACCGAGUCGUUGCAACGUACUCAGCUUGAACCCAUGCGCCUGCUUGGACUUGUCAUUCAUGUAAUUACCGACAAUCAAAAUAAUGUCAAAAACUUUCCGCAGAGUCUUGGAGUUCUCAAGACUCUCCAAAGCCUUUUCAAGCAUCUCCAGCUUCUUGACGUACUCCUCGUAAUCCUUUUCAUAGUUAAGAAUGGCGUUCAACGCGCGCAUUCUCGACUUCCAGUAAUGCUGCAAAUUGUAAAUCAGCUCCAGGUAUAUCCUAUCUGCUCUGGCAAGCUCGCUCGGAUCCUUGUCAUGCUUGGCCUCCUUGUCGUUCUGCCAGUCUGUCGAGUACGGCUCGAAGUUCUUAGCCAAUGUAUUGGAUAUCUCGUUCAAUUCCGGCUUAGCAAGGAAGUCUAGCAGCGCGCUCUUGUCCAGAACGUCUUUAUCACACCGCAGAAUCUUUGCAACCACCUGUUCGUCAUCAAGCCCGGAAAACGAGUGAAGACAGAUUCCAAACUGCUGUGAAACGUCUGUGCUCAAAAAAGAAAUCUUCUUCGCAUCUUCUUUCUUCUUGCGAGCAAUGCGCUUGGCCUCUUUGGCGGCAAAGAUCACUUCGAUCUCGUCAAAAAUACCGUUUUCCAGAAGCUGUUUGGCCAUAUCCUCUGAACCCAUGUUGGCCCAGAACGAACCAACAGGGUCGUCAAUUUUCUCCCAAUGCAGCUGCUUGAGCUUCUUCUUAGGACGGGGAAGCAUGUCAAACGGCCCUGGAGCAAGGAACGGCGAGCUUUCUGGUGUUGCAACUGGCUUCUGUCCUGCAGAAGGAAGUGGGGGUGGUGGAGGUGGCAUGCCCAUGCCCGUGGCGGGAAGAGGAGGAGGCGGAGGCGGAGUAGGAGGAGCAACUCCUUGCGAGCCUGCAGAAACUGGAAGUGGUGGUGGAGGAGGAGGUGGCGGUGGCGGAAUGGCAGACUCAACAGGUGCUGGAAUUUCCUUCUUAGGUGGCUCUUCCUUACUUUCUUCUUUCACCACCGGCUUCUCAACAGGCUCCGUAUUUUCCUUCUCGUCAAGAGCGGGCGACUUGCCCACCGUCCUCUCCAGCUCUCCCAAAAAUGGCCUCAUCGAGCUGGUAUCGAUCUGUUUCACCGAGUUACCAACCAUCACCGGCGGAGCAGAACUUACAAAUGAUGCCUUUGGCACCUCUUUCUUGCCUCUCGAGUACUGGUCCUCGAACUUCUGCAAAAGGGCCUCCUUGUCGACUUGUUCGUUGUUGAGACUCAACUGGAACCGUAGAUUGCUGCACAAGGUUUCCAACUCACUGAGCUCGCUCUUCAGCUUCUCGGCACGCUCGUUCUUGACAGCCCGUUGCUUUGGAUCUAGGGUGCGACGAUCUGCCGAAUCGACAUCCUCCAACUCCUUGAUCUUCAGCUCCUGCAUGGUUUUCUCUAGCCGUUGAAGUCUGUCCAGAGCCUCCAUCUUGCGUCUUUCGAGCUUUUCCUGCGUACUCAAGUUGGCCUGUACCUUGAUCACCUUGUUUGCGUCGUUCUGCAACGACUCGAGUCUGGCCCGCAGCUCGCUUAAGGUCUUGACGUCGUCGACCUUGUUUGGGUCGUGCUUCUGCGCAAGAAUGUCCUCAAACUCUGUGUUUUCUAAGUCCCUGGCCUCUCUUUCCAACAAGUCCAUCUGGAACCGCAAAUCACGCAGUCGAGCGUUCGGCUCCACUCCGGAUUGACCAAUUCUCUUGACCUCCACCUUGCUUUUGUCGACCUGCGACUUGAGACGCUUGCGGAGCUCCUCCACGGUGGACGAUCCUUCAGUCUUGAUAGAGGAGGACGCCGUUCCAGAGGAUUCUGGCGGACUGGAGAGCAGCCGCUGGCUAUGCAGCAGAAGCAACAUCUCGCGCAUUUCGGUUUCCUGUUGGUGCUUGUCCAAAACCCGCAAUCUGCGCAGCUCACUGACCUCGUUGUCCUUGGCCUCGAGCUUCUCGCGCAGCCGAUCGAGAAUCUCGUCUCUUUCUGCAAUGUCUCUGUAGAGUUUUUCAAUGACACCCUUCGAGCCCUCAUUGAGCUUCUGCAGCGCAUUGUCGCGCUCGGCCUCGGCCUCUUCCGCGCGCUUCUUCGCCUCGCGCGCUUCCAGCAUCGCCUUCCGUGCAAUCUCAUCCGUCCUGUACGAUGAUAUCAGCCGGUUGAUCGAGAUGUUCAUGUCUGUGUCGUCUUCGCCGGACGCCAUGGUGAUGUUCGACACAAACGUGUCCAUGAGUUUCAGGUUCCUGUGCACCUGCUGGGGAUCCAAGGUGUGCAAAUUAGACGACUGGCUGAUGAACAUAUUCUGAAUCAUUGACGUCAGAUACCCUUCAGCCUCGGUGCCCUUGGCUUUGUUCAGCAUCGCCUGAAACAGCGACAGCGGGUCGUUGAAGUUGAUGUUGUUGUUUUGAAACUCCUCCAUCUGCUUGAGCUCCUGCAAAUCGGCACGUUCCGAGUUCUCAAUGUUAGCAAUACUAUGCUCUAUGUCCACGUUUUCCAGCGGCCGCAGAUGCUCAAACAGCUCGGUCAUACCUGCAACUUGGAACAGCCGGCGCAGCUUGGUUCUGUCUCCAAGGUCUUUGGAGUACUGGAGAAGCGUGUUGAUCAACAGGAGCGUCGAAAGUCCGUAUUCGAUCAGGAAAUUGUUCGAAAUGGGCCCACUGAGCUUGAAUUCCUCAUAAGAGCCGACCCGGCUGCCCAUCUUGCCACGGCCUUCAAACAGCCUGAUGACAGCCCAAAACCACGCCUCGUACUUCUUGACCCGCUCGGCAUUCGACAAAAUGUACUGCGACUUCCGGUCGAGAAGAUUGGGCCGCGAGAUGUAGAGCUCCUUGAUGUACGCCAGAUGGACGUUGUCGUUGACGGGCUUGUGAAUGGUCUUGUAUAUUAGCGG